UUCUCUCUCUCUCCCUGCCUCAGUAAAGAAGACUCCAGUGACAAGUUGCCAAGUUUCUCGUUCACACAUCUUUUAAGAGGGCGCUCGCACACAGGCGGCACAGUCGCAAUUUUGUUGGCGGUGGCAAAGGUGCUUCUUAACUCCUCACUUUUGCCUUCACUCUUCUGCUGAAAGUCGGGGACACGGAAUUCCUGGGUUCGUUGUGGCUCAGGUGGCUUCCCUCUUUCCUCAUCUGAAGUGUCCUCUAACCUUAACCGGCCGACACCUGCGAGAGGAGACUGAGAGAAAAGUACCAGAAGUGUGGUGCCUGACGCCAACGAGAUUUUUUAUUUUUAUUUGUUUUUUAAAGCGAGAAAGCGAGAGACUGCAUCAAGGACCGUGACACACUUCAAAGUUGAAACCGUGGUUAACGGAAACAUGGAGGCCGAUGGUACUUCGUGUAAACUCACCGUGCUGGCAUUUAUCUGCCUGUGGGGGUUAUCAGGCAUUUGGGCAGAGAUCCUGAUGCCCCAACCACAUUUGGAUGUAUUGAAGGGUCAGAUGGUGGUUCUGAAGGCUUCAUACAACACAGUGCCUGGUAGCGACCUAGGCACAAACACCAUCCUCUGGAACCUCGUUUCCAACAACACUCAGCUGAUCAUUUCUUACACCAAGGGAUCCAUAAGCGUGGGGAGUUCCCAGUUUAAAGGUCGAGUUGGGUUCACCUCGAGCAUGCCCUCGAGUGACGUGUCUCUGUUCAUCAACAACACCCAGGAGUCUGAUUCGGGACGUUACCUCUGCCAGGUCAUCAUCCCAGAUAACCCUGGCCUCACUGCUCAACUCACCCUGGAUGUUAGAGUGCCACCUGCUGUCCCAAAGUGCACUUUGUCAGGGAAACCAGUGCUGAAAGGAAACGUGACGCUGAGCUGCAAGUCUGACAGUGGGAAGCCAAUUCCAUUGUAUAAGUGGACCAAAACCAGUCCCAGCUCUGAGGUCUUCUUCUCACCCAUGCUCAAUGAAAAGGCAGGCACUCUGAAGCUGAGUAACCUGAGCAGUAACAUGUCAGGGAAGUACCUGUGCACUGCCAGCAACACAGCCGGAUCCGAAAGCUGCUUCAUCAACCUAGAGAUAGCCUCCUCCAACAGGGUUGGGGUGAUUGUCGGCGCCACCGUGGGCACGUUAGUUGGCCUCCUCUGCCUUGUACUCAUUUGUGUGUUUUUCGUGAUGAAGAAGCAAAGGGAGAAUGAGGAGGACAUGGCAAAUGAAAUCAAAGAGGAUGCUCAGGCUCCCAAACGUGUGUCCUGGGCAAAAAGCGGAAUGGGUUCAGAUAUCAUCUCCAAGAAUGGCACCCUAUCCUCCAUCGCCUCCAGCCCACAACACCGGGAGCCCUCACACCAAGCAAACAACCACCACCCUUUGCAGCACUACCCCCAGCGCCCUCCCUCUGACACAGCCUCCAUCCUCACAGCCACCGGCAGCACAGCCGGCUACCGUCCUUCACGCCAUCCAGAAGCCUCCACCCCGACCCACUACAGCUACAACAACAACAACACCCUCCCACAUGACCAGCCGGUUUCUUUGGAGGCCAACACCAAUGGAAGCUCCCAACCCAGACCAGAGCGUUACACCCAGCUUCCACAAGCCCAGAUGCUUCCACAGACCUACAGCCACCCUCAGCUCCAGCUCCAGGCUACUCCACCCCCUCCACCACUUCCCUCCUCCACCAUCACCCGCAUGGGCGGGGUGCCCAUUAUGGUGCCUGCGCAGAACCAGGCUGGAUCUCUUGUGUAACAACAGCCGUGAUUUGCGACAAUAUGUUCCCUUUACAUUCUUGGAAAGGUUCAUCUGAAUUUCUUUUUCAAGGCAAAGAAGCGAAGUCGUUAAAAUUUUCCAGAAUUUACGACUCACUCCUUGUUCAAGGUAUAUAUAUAUAUAUAUUUUUUUUUUAAUAUUGUUUAUGCACGCUAUGGCUACAUGGCAAAUGUUUCAAUUGUUCAAUCUUUUGUAGCUUCCUUUUUUAACAUUUUUUUAAUUGUCAUUUGAUCUCAACCGCAUUGAUUUGUUACACUUUCAUUUUUUUCAUUUUGCCUUUUGUUUCUAAAUAUGUAUAUUGUAAUUAUCAUAAUAAAUUGGUUUCGUGACAUAAGCAGAGCACUAUUUAGAAUUGAUUGAUGAUAACUUGCCACAUGCGCCAGUUCAUGUUCAAUUGGCAUUUUUUGCUUCAGAGGCCUCAUCGCUAUGAAGUGCUGUUUUAUUUUAAGAGCAUGUUUGUGAAUAUAAUAUAUAAUAUCAAUUGUGUUAGAGGUGCAUUUCUUCAUUGAAAAAGUGAUUGUCAGAAUCUAAAGAAGGCAAUUCAUUUAAUGAAAAAAAAAAAAAAAAACACUAAUGAAUCUUAUAAGCGUUGAAACAGUUCUCACUAUUUAACAUGCAGGAAAGUUUGAACAUAAUUUCUUAUUUUAAGUUAAACGUCCAAAAUAAUAAUGUUAAGUUGAUUCAAAGUCUCAAGCAGGACAAGAAAUGUAAAUAUG
Molecule: messenger RNA, 2507 nt
Organism: Syngnathoides biaculeatus (alligator pipefish)
Lineage: Eukaryota; Metazoa; Chordata; Actinopteri; Syngnathiformes; Syngnathidae
Gene: esama
Product: endothelial cell adhesion molecule a
Exons: 7
Coding region: 418-1770 (450 amino acids)
Biological process (GO): homophilic cell-cell adhesion
Cellular component (GO): plasma membrane; adherens junction
Molecular function (GO): cell-cell adhesion mediator activity
Source: RefSeq, a predicted model, not a curated record